ACAUGAUUGACUGUCAGGAACAUUGUCACAAAAACCUGAUUAGGUUGUUCUGAAUGUUUGUAUUGUACACCAUUGAGUCGUAACAACGUGAAUAUUUUAAAAGAAAGUAAAAUAUUUCUUCUCUAUUUUGCAAUAACAAUAAAAUCCCAAAACUAUGCCAAAAGUAGUGGAGCCAGACGAAGAGACUGCAGAAAUGCAGGCUCUCUUCAAAAAGUCGCAUCCGCUCUACGACCUCUCCAAUGUUAAAGACGAUGAAAGUUUCAAUAGAAUUCUCAUGACUGCCGAUCCAAGCAGAAAACUAGGGACCGCAAAACCAGGAUCCGCAAUGAGACUAGGAACAUCUACUGGGUUUCAGCGACAAAAUACUGCGAUGGUCAUCCCUGGAUCCGCAUUUCGUCCAGGUACGCAAUUUCGUCCACCAACAGGUUCUGAAGGAGUUAACAGACCAAUGACUGCGGUUCGAGGAGCUGGGUAUACAUCCCAGAAACAAAUGUUUGAUCCACUUAAUCAAGCUGCUACUGUUACACCUGCAUUGGAAACUUUAAAAGAUGAUUCUCCUGAAGAAAAGGUCCGAGUUGCCGAACUUAAAAUUAUGCAACUCGUAGAAGAAUCAUGUGUAGCGAACGCUGAAGGUAACACGCGAAAAGCUCUCAGUAAAGCAAAGGAAGCUUCUAACAAGGAGCGCAGUCUAAUACGUAUGCAGGAGCAAGCAGGACUCGGCGAACAUCACAAUAUGGAUCUUACCUAUUCAGUUCUUUUCACUUUGGCAAAUCAGUACGCGGUUAAUGAAUUAUACACCGAAGCUUUAAAUACUUAUCAAUUGAUCACUAAAAACCGCAUGUUUUCAAAUGCGCAUAGACUAAAAGUAAAUAUGGGAAAUAUUUUGUUCAAACAGGAACAAUUUCACAAAGCUAUCAAGAUGUACCGCAUGGCUUUAGAUCAGGUGCCUUCAAGUCAUAAAAAUUUAAGAAUUAAGAUUAUGCAUAAUAUUGCAAUGGUGUUCAUCAAAAUGGCGCAGUAUGAAGAAGCUAUAACAAGUUUGGAAUAUAUUAUGAGCGAACAACCUAAUCAUCGCGCCGGUUUACAUUUGGUUCUAUGUUGUCGCGCGCUUGAAGAUAAAGAACGAAUGCGCAGUGCAUUCGCCAUUUUGUUAGGCGUACCAUUAGAAUUGGAAGAUGAAGAGAAAUACAGUUCGGAUCAAGACAAUCCGGAAGAUAUUCUAAUUGCUUCGUCGAUUCGUAAUGAUGAUUUGCACAUUUACGAAAUGAAAAGGCGCACGGAUGCGGAAUACUGUAUUUUGACUUCGGCAAAAACCAUCGCACCGUUGAUAGAAGAUACUUUCAGUGCUGGGUAUGAUUGGUGUGUUGAAACAAUUAAAAGUUCAGAAUAUGCUCGCCUAGCAGGCGAAUUGGAAAUCAACAAAGCUGUAAUGUUCUUAAAACAAGGGCAACUGAAUAACGCGAUUGAUACAUUGAAAGCUUUUGAUAAAGAAUCUAAUAUUGCUACAAGCGCUGCAACCAAUCUAAGUUUUAUAUACUACUUACAAGGGGAUUAUGAUAAUGCUGAGAAGUAUGGUGAGAUUGUCAAACAUUCUGAUGGCUACAACGCAGGUGGAUUUGUUAAUUUAGGCGCAUGUGCCCUGGCUCGUAAUAACUUGGAAGAAGCUCGGAAUUAUUUUGUGAAUGCGUUGGAUUGUGAUCCAUCCAGUGUUGAGGCAUUGUAUAAUCUGGGCUUGGUGUUGAAGCAGCAGGGAAAUAAUGAAGAAGCCCUCGAAUGUUUCCAGAAAUUUACUGGAUCUUUAGCUUUGUUACCCGAAGUGACUUAUCAAAUAGGUUGUCUCUUAGAACGACUGGGUGAUAGCGAAGCUGCAGCUGAAUCUUUUCAACAACUCUUGGGACUUGUACCGUCGGAUGCUAAAGUAUUACAGAAGCUUGGAGAAUUGUAUGAUCACGAUGGUGAUAAGCAACAGGCACAUCACUAUCAUAUUGACUCGUACCGGUUUUACCCAGCCGCAUUGUCGGUUAUUGACUGGUUGGGCUCGUACUAUAUUGAAAUGCAGGUGGUUGAAAAAGCUCUGAAGUAUUUUCAGAAGGCAGCCGUUAUGCAACCGAACAAUCCAAAAUGGAUGAUGAUGGUGGCAGGAUGCCACCGGCGCAGUGGUAACUUACACAAGGCUUUAACACUUUAUCAAGAUAUUCACAAGCAGUUUCCUGAUAAUGUGGAAUGCUUGCAAUUCCUUGUGCGCUUGUGUAGCGAUUUGGGAUUACGUGAGGCGCAAGAGUAUGCUCUCGAAUUAAAGAAAAUAGAAAAGUCACGCGAGGUGCGUGAACGUGUCGGAAGCAGUCGGCCCGGGUCACGUCGUUCAAACAGUGGAUUAUCAUCCAGAGCUGGUUCUGGCUUUGCGUCUGUUCCGGAAAAUGCUGUGAUGUCACCUAUUGGAUCUGGUCAUAAAUCGUUAAGAAGUUCGAAACUUUUGAAUAUGCACUAUAGUGCUGGCAGCGGUGAUUCUGGUUUUGCCCCAGGACCUCACGAUUUCUCCUAUAGCGAUCCAUUGGGCCCGAUGCCGGUUAGACCACGCACUGGUGCGGGCAAACCAAUUGAUUUCGAUGAUUUCGCUGAUGAACAAAUCGGCGAUGACUUGUUACCAGAGUAAAAAUCGCACUAGCUGUUUUCAAACACGUUUUAAAAUACAUAUAAAAAGCUCUACAAUCACAGGAUUAUUAUGAUAACUUUCACAAUUAAAUACCGAUAUAAAAACAAAACAAAAGCCAACAACGCGAAAAUUUAUGUGUGUUCCGUGUAUCGACCCAAGACAAUCGCACGCAGCAAUGGUGACACAUCAUUUGGAUCCUGCAACACGUCAACCAACAUUUUUUCGAUAUUGCGCAUUAUAGCCACUUUUUGAUGUCCUUUUAACGGAUAUGUCACUGAACCAUUUGGCUUUGCCUAUAAUUACUAGUUUAGAUAAUAAAUUAAAUAAAACAAGACACAGA
Dalotia coriaria is the source of this 2993-nucleotide messenger RNA. It is a transcript of the gene nompB, whose product is annotated as intraflagellar transport protein 88-like protein nompB. Bases 155 to 2653 code for a protein of 832 amino acids. Lineage: Eukaryota; Metazoa; Arthropoda; Insecta; Coleoptera; Staphylinidae. Gene Ontology annotation, biological process: intraciliary transport; non-motile cilium assembly. The record is from RefSeq and is a predicted model, not a curated record. The transcript is spliced from 8 exons. Gene Ontology annotation, cellular component: centriole; non-motile cilium; ciliary basal body. Gene Ontology annotation, molecular function: kinesin binding.